Messenger RNA from Peronospora farinosa, 2298 nucleotides. The record is from the annotation of a GenBank genome assembly. NCBI's taxonomy places the organism in Eukaryota, Oomycota, Peronosporomycetes, Peronosporales, Peronosporaceae.
AUGUACGCUGGGGUGGACAAGUACGGAGGAGCAUUAGUAGGCGAAGGUCAAUCGGAUGGGAAUUCUUCUACUUUUAAUGUUCCAAUUUCUGGUAUUUCAUUGGAAGAAGCAAUUGAAACUGCUGCCGCAGAGGAGACCGUGGUGGUCGAUGUACCGUAUUCGUACUUGGAAGACGAAAAAGACACAAAUUCUCUGGUUUCGGGCGUCUCAAAAGUGCUGCUUUGUGCUCAAUUGAAUCCCGAAGCAGGUGGACUCAUGUGGGUGGAACAAAAUAGUCCACAAGGAACUUAUAAGAACAUCGUGGCCAUGUCUCAGAUGACGUCAAUGUUGCGGGAUAAGGAUCGAAAUGACUGCUAUGAGCAUGGAAUUAAGCGAGCCAUUGCUACGUUCAAAGCAGAACAUGGUCGAGCCCCAUUGGUGCUUGAUAUUGGCACGGGUACAGGCUUAUUGUCCAUGUUUGCUGCUACCCAUGGUGCUGAGCACGUCUACGCUUGUGAGAUGUUUGUACCCAUGGCUGAAAUCGCAGAGCAAGUGACUGCAGCCAAUCACCCUGAUAAGAUUACAGUCUUUCAACUACGGUCGACGGAUUUGAAGGUUGCACCGGAGAACGAGGUAGACAAGGACCCCAACAUGACGUACCACUUGCCAAGACGGGCAGAUAUGCUGGUGUCGGAGCUCUUUGACUCUGUUCUGUUGGGAGAAGCAGUGCUGCCAACACUUCGUCAUGCGAUGCAGCACCUGCUCGUUCCAAACGCUACAAUUGUGCCCGAGCGUGCUACAAUUUUUGCUCAGGUCAUCGAGAGCGAGUCGGUUUUCCAAUUUAAUAGUUUUCAAGUGCCCCAGACUCAGCAUGAGAUGGGUUCGAUCGCUCGAAGCGAAGUAAAGCUAGCAAGGAGUGAUACAGCGUGGCAAUGUAAAGGUGGCAAGCCAGCUUUGCCAGUGCAUUUCCGUGCGCUGGAAAAGGACUCCAAGGUUUUGACGAAACCCACCAAAGUGCUAAGCUUUGAUUUUACCAAGCCGACAACGGGAGCUGUGGAGUACCAGGAGACGGUGGUUGAUGUGGUCAAAGGAGGAACGGUGCAAGCCGUUCUUAUGUGGUGGGAAGUAAGCUUCGACACGGACAAUAGUGUUGUGUACUCUACGAAGCCAGACGCACAAAACUGGCAGGAUCACUGGGUGCAGGUGGUUUUUCCGCUUGUGGAGAACAUCCAAGCGAGGCCUAACGAAAAGCUUCUCCUGCGUGCUUACCACGAUGAUCUUCAUGUAUGGUUCGACGUCGAAGGUGCUAUAGAAAAUGAGUCAUCAAAAACACCUAAGUGCUCCGUGUUGAGUGAGAAACCUCCGUGCACUUGCGGAAUGCACCUUAUUUGCAACGCUGAGCGCAUCUCCAUGCUUACCGACACUGCACGUCGCGAAGCCUACACAGCGUCGUUUUCCUCCACCAUCGCUGAGCUUACCAAAGAUACAACGUUACACUCGAUUUCCUGUCUGGAUAUUAGCGAUGGAUCGAUGUGUGCACUACUGGCUGCUACGCACAAGCAAAUUUCAAGUGUGACCUCAAUUGAGUCUAAGGAAGUGUCAGCACGAAUCUUCGAUCAGAUUUUGACCUACAAUGCCGCUAACGUCGAGGUUCUCAAUAGUGGUGUAAAGGGUCUGCUGCCAGAACACCUCCAUGGUGAACCUCUAAGCGUAAAUCUGCUAGUUGGCGAACCCUUUUACUAUUCGAUGCAAAACCUUCCUCUGUGGCAGGCUUUCAACUUCUGGCUGCGACGUUCAGCUGUUAGUGGCCUUUUGCACCCAAAUGCCCGAGUACUGCCUGCCCGCGCGAGAAUACUGGCUCAAGCAGUACGAUUUGAUCACCUACACGAAUGCUUUGGCGCAGUGGGAAAUGUUUCCGGUUAUGACCACAGCUGCUUCGAUCAGUUCCAGGACGAAUACUACACGCGCAAUUUUCCGUUUCCCGUCUACAUGUAUCCCUACGAACAAGCAUCGGACGUGAUUGAGCUUGCUACUCUGGACUUCAUGCAAAUAGCGCAUACGAUCGCCUCUAGCGGCAAUAUCCUUCUGAAAAACUCGACAGCAAAUGCAGUGGUCGUGUGGGUCGAGUACGCUUUGGACGUAGAAGGCCACUACGUGGUGGCUACAGGUCCAGCUGUGCGCUAUGCGAAGCAACUCAUCCGAUUCCUCCCACCGGUGCCAUCUACACCUGCUGGUGCCGCAACUAAGCGUGUCGUAGCAUCACAGUUCUACUUUGACUCGCUGGAAGGCACGAUCGAGCUCAGCUUUGAAGCCACAUAG